Rhizophagus irregularis DAOM 181602=DAOM 197198 is the source of this 396-nucleotide messenger RNA. The record is from RefSeq and is a predicted model, not a curated record. NCBI's taxonomy places the organism in Eukaryota, Fungi, Glomeromycota, Glomeromycetes, Glomerales, Glomeraceae.
CAUCCUAAUAAUAUCUUAAUACAAAAAGAUACAAUAAAACUAGCAGAUUUCGGACGUUCAUGUCUAAAAGGAUCAGUUAGUGAUACUGAAGUACGAGGUGUAAUACCUUAUAUGGAUCCUAAAUUUUUUGAAACUCAAAAUCAUUCAUAUGUCUUAACCGAAAAAUCCGACAUAUACAGUUUGGGAGUAUUACUCUGGGAAUUAACAAGUUGUAAAACACCUUUUGAUUUUGAAACAAAUAAUAAUAAUUAUUUGGAAAUUAUUGAAAUUAAGUCUGGUAUCUUUAAUGGUAAAAGAGAAAAACCUAUUUCAGGUACAAAUUAUAACUUUGUUACGCUUUAUAAAAAUUUUUUUUUUUUUAUUCUAAGUUUAAUUUUUAAUUUUAACUUUAAUUAA